GUAGGAUAACUCAAAUCUGUGUCUACACAGGCUGUCCGCGAGAGCUUAGAACUAAUGUCUAGGAACCCACCAAGUCCUGAGGACAACAUAAGCCUACUCGCGUCGGAUCAACAUCAAGACAGUAGCAAAGUGGAUGACAUCGAGUCCUUGAAGAGGAAAGUUCGCGGCCUACAGAAAAUCAUCAGUCGACUGAGGAAGAGAACCGGAGGGAAAGCUGUUGAGGAUGAGCUUGUGGAGGCUGACUUUUGUGAGGACGGUGAUGAGGAAGAGGAGCUUGCGGAAUUUGAGGAUGAAGAGGAGGACGGUGAUGAGGAAGAGGAGCUUUCAGAUGGGGAGGAUGAAGAGGAUGAAGAGGAGUCAAAUUAUUCACUGGAGGAGUCAUCAGCAGCAGAGUCUCAGUGGUCAGAUGAGGAUGGCGUAGAUGACGGAUGCUCACAUACCAACAGAGUGAAUGUUGAGCCUGGAACACACUGCUUCGAGGAGCCCAAGUUCAUAGUGUUCUUCAGCAUGCUGAUGACCCUAUUCUCCAUGUUCUGCUUCCAAUGCAAGAUGGAGAAACCAACUGUCACUGUUAAAAAAAAUGGAACAAUGGCAAUUGUGACCCAGAGUUGUAGAGUUUGCGGCAAGGACAGCUUCACCUGGAGAUCACAACCAUUCAUCUUUGGAAAGUACCCUGCAGGAAACCUCCUUCUCAGCCUUGGAAUUCUUAUGUCUGGUGUCAGCAUUUCAAAGGCAAUGCUGCUCUUCAAGCAUGUAGGGCUGUGCAUGUUUGCUGCCAGAACUUUUUUUUACCACCAGACAAAAUUCCUUAUACCAGCAAUACUACAUCACUGGGAGGCGUACAGGCAAGCAUUGAUGAGCACACUCAGAGGAAAGGAGGGCUUGGUCUGGAGUGGUGACGGUCGAUACGACUCCAUGGGUCAUAGUGCAAAAUAUGGAGCGUACACCAUGUUCUGCAACACAACUGCCAAGCUAGUCCACUUUGAAUUACUGCAAUCAAGCCAGUCCGGAAGCAGUAAUGCCAUGGAACUUCAUGGGGCUAAACGCAGCUUUGCUUUCCUCUCUGCAGAAGGGUUAAACAUCUCCACGUUCAUUACAGACAGACACAAAGGGAUUGGCAAGUGGAUGAAAGAAGAACAAAAAAACACUUCCCACUUCUAUGAUCUGUGGCACGUGUGUAAGAGCCUGGUCAAGGACCUGCGGAAAGCCAGUAAGGAGAGAGGUUGUGAAGUCAUCAAGGACUGGUCGAAAAGCAUUAAAAAGCACCUCUAUUGGUGUGCCCUGUCUACCUCACAAGGGUUUGGACAAUUAAUAUUGGCAAAAUGGAAAUCCAUUGUCAGGCACAUUGCCGGAAAACACGAUGACCACCCUGAUGAGGCAUUUCCCACCUGUGCACAUGGACCAUUGAAACAGGAGAGGAAGUGGAUUUACAGUGGAAGCCUGGCCCAUGACAAGUUGUCUGCUGUCCUGCUGAGGAAAGAUAGACUUGAAGACAUCAGAAGGCUAUCUUCAGAGGGUCAGACCAGCUGCCUUGAGGGCUUCCACUCUACCCUUAACCACUGGCACCCAAAAAUGACACACUUUUCAUGGCUGGGGAGCUAUUGCAGGCACAUCUUAGCAGUCCUGCACUUUAAUGAAAACUUGAGGCGACAACCCCAACGCACCAAAGAUGGCAGGACGUACUACAAGGUCACCUACCCAAAGUACAGGCUUGGAGAAGAAGUGGUAAAACAUAUACCAUCACCACCAACAUACCACUAUGUCAGUGACAUCAAGCAUGUGAUGCUAGAAACGGCAAAAGAACAGCUAAAAGAGACCCAUGACAAGUACACAGCCCUGGUCCCGGCACCUCUCUGCAGCCAGUUCACAGGGAAGAGGUGUAAAGAAUCAUCCAUCCAUCACUAUGAAGCAAGGAAGCAAGCACGUACAGCGCUUUACCCACCAGAGCAAGAGCAGGACAACAUCAGGUCACAGCUUGAAUCUGUGGCAGAAGCAAGUCGCACCUCAGCAGCAAGCCGCACUAAGAAAGCACGAGCCUGCAAGAAGUGCAAGAAACCAAUGAAAGGCCAUCGCAGAGGGGCUUGCCCCAAAUAGUUAGAUCCAGCUUUGCUGCUAUUGUGCUAUUCCUUGUCUUUCUGUGUUAAAUUUGAGUGUUUUGUCUUCAUUUCAGAAGCCUGUACAUGUGUUCAUACCCUGCCUCAAAGUGGCCUACUUUUCUGUAUUUCUAAGCGUGUUCUCAAUUUUAACUUUUAACUUAAUCAGUCAUUUGUAAUAUUUUGUUGUCUGCAUUUGUCAGCCAUUUGUAAUGUUAGCUAUAAUAACUUGUAUUCAGAUGUAAUUACAACAUCAAGACUUAGUAUAAGUCUACUAUG
Engraulis encrasicolus (European anchovy) is the source of this 2372-nucleotide messenger RNA. RefSeq lists its product as uncharacterized. NCBI's taxonomy places the organism in Eukaryota, Metazoa, Chordata, Actinopteri, Clupeiformes, Engraulidae. The record is from RefSeq and is a predicted model, not a curated record. Bases 55 to 2094 code for a protein of 679 amino acids. The transcript has 7 exons.